Molecule: messenger RNA, 1765 nt
Organism: Chrysemys picta bellii (western painted turtle)
Lineage: Eukaryota; Metazoa; Chordata; Testudines; Emydidae
Gene: LITAF
Product: lipopolysaccharide induced TNF factor
Biological process (GO): regulation of cytokine production
Cellular component (GO): cytoplasmic side of late endosome membrane; cytoplasmic side of lysosomal membrane; nucleus
Molecular function (GO): zinc ion binding
Source: RefSeq, a predicted model, not a curated record
CCCGGAGCCCUGCUCCCCGCCCCAGCUGCGAGGCGGGGGAGGCGAGCGCCGCGCCGCGCCGCGCCGGGAAGGGAAGAAGGGGCGGGGGCGAGGAGCGGCCCGGGAGGGUGUAGCUUUGUCUCCGCCAGUCCAGGCGCAGGGAAGACGCAAACUCGGGCCGGGAGCGCAGCGGGUCCAGCUCAGCCCGGGCAGCAGGCGGCCCCUAGUCCCCGCGCAGGAGUCUAUUGCCUUUCACCACCACCUUGGCUAUCUGAAUCAUUAUAUGGAAAGAGCUUAUUUUGAGGACUCGGAGACAGGACUCCCAGUUCUAUUUCUACCUUUGCCACCCAUUCAUCACUGAGCCUGCUUAUUUCUUUCAGUUUUGUUUUAGACACAAUGUCCGCUCCAGCAUCCCAUCUGCCAGCUCCCAGUGGCUACCCAAUCCCAUCAGCACCCCCUACAUAUGAAGAGACAACAGGAAUAAACACUUACCCUCCUUACCCUGCCCCGGAAUCUGGGUAUGGACCGAACAUGAAGAGUAUGAAUCCUCCUCCGUAUCCUUCACAACCUGUUCCAGCUCCUAAUCCAAUUACAGUUCAGACUGUGUACGUGCAGCAGCCAGUAACAUUUUAUGAUCGCCCAGUUCAGAUGUGCUGCCCCUCCUGUAACAAGAUGAUAGUGACACGUCUCUCGCACACUUCAGGAGCACUGACCUGGCUGUCAUGUGGCAGCCUCUGCCUGCUGGGGUGCGUAGCUGGUUGCUGUUUCAUUCCCUUCUGUAUUGAUGCCCUCCAGGAUGUGGAUCACUAUUGUCCAAGCUGCCAAGCCCUCCUUGGUACCUACAAGCGUUUGUAGGCGAUAUCAAAUAUUGAGUGAAGAUGGGUGUCCAAGAUCGUUCAGCACCUUUUCAAGCUCUUUCUGAACUUCAUUAAGAUCUCUGUGCAUUGUCAUUGCGAAUGGAUCAAGAUUUAUCUCACUGUUGUUUUAAUAGUAAGAAUCUGCUUAGGGGGACUCAGGAUUGGUAAGGGGAUCUAUAGUCUGUCACUUCACAGGCCACUUAGUCAAGCUGGUAGUGACCAAAUGUUGUCCCUCUAUGGUUUAUGCAAAAUAGCUGAUGGUGUGGGUCCGGUUAAUAUUAGAAAGUUCCCCGUGUGGAUUGGCACCUGUGUCACAGAGACCAAGGUCUGAACUUGCAUGCAGGCAAACUUACCUUCUUACGCCUAGAAGUGAUGCCUCUGGAAAAGUAUUGAAGCGGGUUGGCAGGGGACUGCCUGUGAUGGUCCUAUUCUGGUCUCCAGUGUAGUCAGUCUGAUACCUUUUACAUGCACUAAAAUUCACUUUAAAUUUGUUUUUAAAAAUUGCCUUUAAAAGAAACAGAACCAAAAAUAGCCUGAAGUUUGGCUUUUCCCUUAGGCUGCUUUACCAAAUCCAGCCCACUCAGGCUACCAUGUCAGAUGGCUUCUCAACAUGGUCUCCCAGUUUCCUUGCUGUUUGUGAGUUCAGUCAGACCUUUAACACUGCACAGAGUGGUUUUUUGUGCAGGAUUUUUUUUAUAAAUAUAUGUAUGUGUAUUUUUUUUUUUUACUGCUGAGUUAUAAAUCUGUGAAAAUAGCUUUCUAAUGGAAAUGCUGAUAGAGCCAUGGCUCUAUCAGUGUUGUCUUUACUAUAAUAUAAUUACAUGAGCCAAAUGGUAAAUCCUUAAAAAAACAAAAACAAACAAACAAACAAAAAACACCCUCAGGCCUUUAAUUUUAUAAAGCUUGGAUUCCAUCUGCAUAAAUGUUUU